Clunio marinus is the source of this 207-nucleotide messenger RNA. The record is from the annotation of a GenBank genome assembly. Lineage: Eukaryota; Metazoa; Arthropoda; Insecta; Diptera; Chironomidae.
AUGUAUCGAAUCGACAUAAUGGAUCUAUUACUUCUUUUGGUAUCCAGUAGUUGUGGGGUAUUAAAUAAUAGUUCCCGCAGUCAAAACUUCAUCCCGGAGAUAAUGACUCAAUGGCGACUAGAGGUUGCGCAACUUAAAUUGAUAUUAACAGCAGCAAGAAAUCCACAUCGUCUGAAAUUGAAAGUUGCUGCCAUGACGAGAGCGUGA